AUGGACUAUCAGAUUGAGAAUUUCCCAUCUGGGUCACUCGAUGUAGUCUCUCAAACCUACUAUAUGGCCUUUGUUGCGCCCGGUCAUACGAGCCAACUUACAAUUGUGGCGCUCCAGCUUCAGAUGUAUAAACAGAGUCACUACACAAUUGAUAUUGGUGGGGAAGUCCUCAACACUGACAUGAUGCAGCUCUAUGGGCAUGGAUCGAACUUGUUCCUUGCUAAGAGCCCAAAUGGCACAGUGGGCGAGGUCUUUGUCUCCUCCAUCAAUUUGGGGUCUGGUCAGAUGACCAAGCUGAUAUCAAUACCCGAUCGAUCCAUUCCAGCCUACAUUAAUCCAUUUGCAAAUAGCUUUACCUACUCACCCUUUGUCCACGACACAGAAAACAACUUCAUCAUUGUACUUGACCAAGUGAGCACCACCGAGCUGGACAUCCACAAUCUCGACAUGGAGUCACAAGAAGUAACCAUCAACAAUGUCCCAAACAAUAUACCUGCUGGACGCAACCUUUAUUAUGCCUAUUAA
Messenger RNA from Acytostelium subglobosum LB1, 525 nucleotides. RefSeq lists its product as hypothetical. The coding region runs from base 1 to 525 and encodes 174 amino acids. The record is from RefSeq and is a predicted model, not a curated record. NCBI's taxonomy places the organism in Eukaryota, Evosea, Eumycetozoa, Acytosteliales, Acytosteliaceae. The transcript has a single exon.